Molecule: messenger RNA, 2607 nt
Organism: Python bivittatus (Burmese python)
Lineage: Eukaryota; Metazoa; Chordata; Lepidosauria; Squamata; Pythonidae
Gene: SMPD3
Product: sphingomyelin phosphodiesterase 3
Biological process (GO): sphingomyelin metabolic process
Cellular component (GO): extracellular region; cytoplasm
Molecular function (GO): sphingomyelin phosphodiesterase activity
Source: RefSeq, a predicted model, not a curated record
AAUGAUACAACCUGACACCUCUAGACACCUAACGCUCAAAGGAAUCCUGGCCGACCUUCUGCUCAUCCUAAAUGAAAUUCAGUCGGUGCCCUUGAGAGGAUAAAUGCUCAUUGCAAUCCAGAGGACACCAUCUUGCCAGGAGAAUGUCCUUUCCCCCACUCGGCCUGCAAACCCACAUUCCGAUGGAUGGUGGACGGUGGUGACACCAUGUAGAAGGUGCUGAAGGGGUGUCCUAACUGAGUUGCAAUGGUUUUAUACACUUCCCCAUUUCCUAACGGCUUUCUUUCUGCACUGCAUUCCUUCUCCUGGGGCUUAAUCUUUCCAUGCUAUUGGCUCGGGGACCGGCUUGUGGCCUCUUUUGUGCCUACCACCUACGAGAAACGGCAAAGGGGAGAUGACCCAUGUUACUUCCAUGCUCUUUGUGUCAUCAUCACCACCCCCAUCUACUUAGCGCUGCUGGUGGUUUCCCUUCCUUUUGCCCUGAUCGGGUUCCUGUUAUGGUCCCCCCUCCAGUCAGUGAGACGCCCAUACAUUUAUUCCAGGCUACACGACAAAAGCCAGCUCAACGGAAGCACCUUACUCACAGAGUGGAAGGCUACCAGCAAUGGGAAAAGCUUUUGUUUUAGCAGUGCCAACGUCUGCUUGCUCCCAGACUCCUUGGCGAGAUUCAACAAUGUUUUCAAUACACAGGCACGGGCAAAGGAAAUUGGGCGAAGGAUCCGGAAUGGGGCAAGCAGGCCUCAGAUCAAAAUCUACAUAGAUUCUCCCACCAACACAUCGAUCAGCGCAGCAAGCUUUAGCAGCCUUGUUUCCCCUCAAAGCGGAGAUGGCAAUAACCGAGCAGUCAACACGGGCAUUAAGAGAACCACAUCCAUGGAGUACAAAGGAGACAACUCUGGUUCUAACAAUGAAGAUGGCAAAGAUGCCAAAGCUGCAGGAGAUGCUGGUGAUGGAGAAGAUGGCAACACUUGCAUUGUGCGCAUAGGUGGAGAGGAUAAUGGCCAUAUUUCAGACCUAGAAGCUGAUGGGAUGGGAAGCCACAUGAAUAACAGCAAGGGAGCAGUGAACUGUUCACCAGAAUCAGAAGCUGAGAUCCUGAAAGGUCAAACAUCCAACCCUAAGCAAAAGGAAGGGGAUUCUGGGAGCCUGGAUAGCUGUACUGCCUCACGAGAGUCCCUGGUGAAGAUGCGCUCUGGAGAUGGGCCAGUUGACCAAAGCACCGUGAACAGUAAACUCCUCUACAAGGCCUCACUUAUGAAGAAGACCUCUGUGAGGAAAAAGAAGAAUAUGGAUGAGCCCUUUGACCACGAGAUCUCUGCUUUCUUUCCUGCCAACUUGGACUUCCUGUGCUUGCAGGAAGUGUUUGACAAAAGGGCGGCAGAGAAGUUGAAAGAUCAGCUCCAUCGCUAUUUUGAGUACAUUCUGUAUGACGUUGGAGUCUACAGCUGCCACGGCUGCUGUACCUUCAAAUUUGUGAACAGUGGCCUGCUUUUUGCCAGUCGCUACCCAGUUAUGGAUGCUGCCUAUCACUGUUACCCCAACGGAAAAGGAACAGAUGCCUUGUCUUCAAAGGGUGCCCUGUUUCUCAAGGUGCAAGUGGGAAGUACACCUCAGGACCAAAGAAUUGUGGGAUACAUUUCCUGCACCCACUUGCAAGCUCUGGCAGAGGACACAAUUGUUCGAUGUGAACAACUGGAUCUGCUUCAGGAUUGGCUGGCUGAUUUCAGAAAAUCUACCUCCUCCUCCAGUACAGCCAAUCCAGAGGAGCUGGUGGCAUUUGAUGUGGUCUGUGGUGACCUGAACUUUGACAAUUGCUCAUCAGAUGACAAGCUGGAACAGCAGCACUCCUUGUUCACCCGCUACAAGGACCCAUGCCGCCUAGGUCCAGGGGAGGACAAAUCAUGGGCAAUUGGAACCCUGUUAGAUCCGAAAGGACUGUAUGAUGAAGAAGUGUGCACACCGGACAACCUACAGAAGACGAUGGAAAGUGAAGAAGGACGAAAAGCCUAUCUUGUAUUUCCCACCAGCAAGACCCAGGCCUUGAGUCAGAAAGGGAGGAAGGGGGCUCUGAAAGGCAAUGGGAGGCGGAUUGACUAUCUGCUUUACAGCAAGGAAGGACUCUAUCUAGAGUGGAAAGUGGAAGUAGAAGAAUUCAGUUUUAUUACCCAGUUGGCAGGACUCACGGAUCACCUGCCUGUUGCCAUGCGUCUAAUGGUUUCAACUGGAGAAGAAGAUUCUUAAAUAAGGAAGGGUUGUCACUUUUUCUUCAAGAGCUUAGAAGAGGGAACUUCCAAACUUGUGACCAAGACGCAAGAGUGGUCUUUUCUGGUGCCCCCAUGCCUCUAAACCCCUCAGGACGGACCAGGCUGGAUUCCAAUUGAUUUUUCUACAUACAAAACCCACUUGGAGGAUGUUGAAAAAGGAAACAGAGGCAUAUGUGAACACGUAUGGGGAGUUGGAUGAGAUGAAGGUCAAUUCUAUUGACAAGUGUCACAAGUUGCCCCAGCAACCAGGCAGGCCUAUAUUUCUAUACUUUCACUGUGGACUUAAAGGAACCAAGAUAGAAGUCCCAAUUCCUUUGAAUCAGUGCCAUUCUUAAAUAAUCUA